AUGAAAUGGAAUGUCACAGAUUGCUCGGAGCGAUUUAAUACCUUGGCACGUUGUAUUUUCCGUGAAAGACGCCCUUCUUUUUUGCCUCUGCUGCUUCGCCAAGUCUUCGGCUUUAUAUCUGUAUUUGGGGACAUGGCUAAAUGGGUCCAGUGGCUUCUACAUGACAGCUGCUACGAUUCACGUGUCUUUGAUGCCGCCCUGAAAAGUGCUUUUGGUGAGCAUCGUCGUAUUUUUGGUGCCGCCCGAGACGAUCCUCUUGGACCACGACGCUCCGGCCCGAAGGUUGGGGUGGUAACCACUAGCAUUUCCAGGGAUACAAGUACUUUUGUGAUAGGGAACUUCAACAGCAAGAGCUACUGCCGCCGCCCCGUUGUAGGUCGAUCCCAUGCGAUCUUUUGCCCGAGUGGAGCUAACCAUUGGAUCGCAAGUUUUUUUACGCCAGCGGAUCUACAGGGAAUCGGUUCCUUUCAAGACGGUGGACUAAAGUAUAACUUUGCAGGGGAAAUUGCGCAUCAGGUCUCGCACCAAAUCUGGCCCACAGCCAUCGGGUCUACAAGAAUGCUGUCUCUGGGUACUGGAAAAGCGCAGUCGAGUAAUCAGACUCCGCAUUUCCGCCACAUUUUUCGCGACGGUUUUGUGCGCCGGGGUUUUGAUGCGUGGAUGUCUACCAUGGAGUCAGAUAACGAUUGGAGAAAGUGGCGGGGUCGUCUCAGUGAUUCGGUCAAAAAUGAUAGUCACCGCCUAGACGUGCCUCUAGGAAACACACCCCACACUAUUGACGCUGUCAAGACCAUGGAGGACUAUCGCAAUCUCGUUCUCCUCCAAGUCGGGAGUGCGCGAAUGGCCCAGGAUGCGGCAACUACACUACUCGUCUCUAGAUUAUUCUUUGUUGUCGGUUUAUUGCCAGAAAAUACCACAACUCCAUUUUGGUGUCGCGGGUCAGUGCGCUGCAAAGGACCGGCUCGAAAGGUGAUUUUGGCCUUGGAAAAUCUUUACCCCGAUGGGCUUAGCUAUGUCUCAGAUUGUGGAUUGAUCGACGAUUUCGGGGGUCUAGACAGUCUCUGCCCCUCAUGUGGAUGCUAUAACCGCUCCAUUUCUUUCUUAACCCGCCAUCUGGACUACACGGUGAAUAUAUAUAUACAAACCAAGUCUAAAAAGCGCUGGAGGAUUGGGGGUUUCCCUGAGAGUGUGGCAUCUUUUGUUUCAAGCCAAGGCCUGCUGUCUUCGUUUGGUCAUGAUAACCAUGGGUCUCCUUGCCGAGAACCUUGCCAGAGCUGUGAUGUGAUCCGAACCUCUGCCAGGGGUCGGAGACGCAAGCGCGAAUCGAGAGGCUCCGGGGAAAUUUAUCCUAGAAAACGCCCACUUGUGUAA
This is a messenger RNA of Penicillium soppii, 1371 nucleotides long. RefSeq lists its product as uncharacterized. The transcript is spliced from 2 exons. Gene Ontology annotation, biological process: arachidonate metabolic process. Bases 1 to 1371 code for a protein of 456 amino acids. The record is from RefSeq and is a predicted model, not a curated record. Gene Ontology annotation, cellular component: membrane. NCBI's taxonomy places the organism in Eukaryota, Fungi, Ascomycota, Eurotiomycetes, Eurotiales, Aspergillaceae.